UGAGAGAAAGCAGAGUCAAAAUGAAGAAGUUACUUGUGUUUGUCUCCUUUCUGGUCCUGAUGACCACUUUUACAGACACUUCACCAAUUUUGCCUGAAAAAGAUGCCAAACAGAUUCUGAGAACUCGUCGUGAAGACAGAGCGAGAAAAGCUGGUUUCCCUGAUGAGCCAAUGAGGGAGUAUAUGCUUUACCUCCAGCGCUUGGAGCAGAGAUCAGAAGAACAAUUCCUUGAACAUUGGCUGAAUCCACAUUGCCUCCCACACUGCAACAGGGAUUUAGUGCAUCCAAUCUAAUGGCUUUGCCUACCCUGCAAUUGAUCUCUUCAUGGGCACUGAAAAGGAUAUAUACUAUGAUUGUGUCAAGGAGGACAAGAUUAUUGCUGCACUGGCUACGUGCUCAUGGUUGAGCUGAACCUCUUUGCAAUCCCACUGAUAGAGCAAAGCUUCCAACUAUAAAUGGCUAGAUAUGUUAUAGACCACCAUAUAUUUUCUAGCAGUAAUGAUUGCAUGCAUGAAUAAAUAUAUCAAGGUUGAAUAUAUCAGUUCUGAGAUACAGGCAAAAAUGAAUGACUGAUUAGUCCUAGAGUGUGCUUUUUAAGGGUACAGUUUUAGACUGUCUGAAGCAGAAGGAAAUUUGAGGGACAGGUCCGUAGAAAAUUACAGAAUAUAAACAUGAA
Molecule: messenger RNA, 676 nt
Organism: Calidris pugnax (ruff)
Lineage: Eukaryota; Metazoa; Chordata; Aves; Charadriiformes; Scolopacidae
Product: chromosome unknown open reading frame, human C17orf67
Exons: 4
Coding region: 21-293 (90 amino acids)
Source: RefSeq, a predicted model, not a curated record